AUGGGGUGCGCGGCGUCGAGGCACGGGGCGGUGUCCUCGCCGUCGUACGACGUGUCGUCUUGCUCCUACAACAUGUCCCGCAGCGCGUCGGCCUCAGCGGACCUGGGGGGCUCCUCGUCGGCGCUGUCGAUAUGGAGCCGGCCCGUGCGGCUGGAGGCGUUCGACAACGACGACGACGACAACGAGCGGCGGCGGCGGUCAGGGAGGGAGGCGGCGGCGACGGCGGCGGCGGUGGCCACGACGACGACAGUGCGGCUGGGGAACGUCCGGCGGUGCGUGGAGGGCGAGCAGGCGGCGGCCGGGUGGCCGUCGUGGCUGAGCGCGGUGGCCGCCGAGGCCGUGCACGGGUGGGUGCCGCUCCGCGCCGAGAGCUUCGAGAAGCUGGAGAAGGUCGGGCAGGGUACGUACAGCAGCGUGUUCCGGGCGCGGGAGAUCGCCACGGGGCGGCUGGUGGCGCUCAAGAAGGUCCGGUUCGACAGCGUGGAGCCCGAGAGCGUGCGGUUCAUGGCGCGGGAGAUCCUCAUCCUCCGCCGCCUCCGCGGCCACCCCAACGUCGUCGGACUCGAGGGACUCAUCACCUCCCGCUCCUCCUCCUCCAUCUACCUCGUCUUCGAGUACCUCGAGCACGACCUCGCCGGCCUCAACUCCUCCCCCGACAUCACCUUCACCGAGCCCCAGGUACAUCAAGUGCUACAUGCGGCAGCUGCUGGAGGGGCUGGCGCACUGCCACGCGCGCGGGUGAUGCACCGGGACAUCAAGUGCGCUAACCUGCUGGUGAGCAACGGCGGCGAGCUCAAGGUGGCGGACUUCGGGCUGGCGAACCUCUUCUCCCCGGCGUCGGCGGCGCCGCUGACCAGCCGGGUGGUCACGCUCUGGUACCGCCCGCCGGAGCUGCUCCUGGGCGCCACGGCGUACGAGCCCUCCGUCGACCUCUGGAGCGCCGGCUGCGUCUUCGCGGAGAUGCACGCGCGCCGCCCCGUCCUGCAGGGACGCACCGAGGUCGAGCAGAUCCACAAGAUCUUCAAGCUCUGCGGCUCGCCGCCCGACGACUUCUGGCACCGGUCGGGGAUCUCCCACGCCGCCGUCUUCCGCCCGCAGCAACCGUACCCGAGCCGACUCCGGGACACCUUCGCCGCGUCCAUGCCCGAUCACGCGUUCCGCCUCCUCGCCACGCUCCUCUCCCUCGACCCCGCCGCCCGCGGCACCGCCGCCGCCGCCCUCGACGCCGAGUACUUCACGACGGCGCCGUACGCGUGCGAGCCGGCGAACCUGCCCAAGUACGCGCCCAACAAGGAGAUGGACGCCAAGUUCCGAGAAGAAUCUAGAAGGAGGAGCAACCUCCGGAGCCAAGGCGGCGAGGCGGCGAAGCGGCUGUCGAGGGGGCACAAGAGCAUGCAGCUGCAGGACACGAACCAGAGCCACGUCCACGCCGAGGAAUCGCUGCCCGUUGUGGCCGAGAACGGCGGCGCGGUGGCGAGGUACGAAGGCGAGCCGCGGCUGUUCGUCGACCUGGAGCCCGUGCCGGCGAUCAGCAGGCGGCACGGCGACGGCGACCACGCGGCGCCGUGCGCCAGGACCAUGUCCAGCAGCUUCAAGGAGCCGCCCCGUGUCGCUGACCACCUCCCUCUCUCCGGCCCCGUGCAGCUCGCCGCGUCCACCGGCUUCGCCUGGGCCAAGAAGCCCCGGCCCGACGCCACGACGGCGGCAGCCGCUGUGACGAAGCGGAGCGGCUCCAAGGGGCCAGGGACCAACAACACCAACAACGGAGGAGGAGACGGAGCAAGAACCACCUCUGCCGCCGCAGCAGCACCAGCAGCGGCGGCACCAUACGAGGUGGAGAGCCAGGAGAUGAUCAAGCAGUGGGCACAGGUCGCUGACGCCUUCAGCGCCUCUGAAGCUUACAACAGCAGGUUCAGGCAGACACUUGAUGCCAAGCAACUCAAGACUGGAAAGAUGUACAAGGGGAAGGUGAACAGGGUGGACUACUCAGGGCCGCUGCUGUCACAGCCCCGGCGCAUCGACGAGCUCCUGCACAACCACGAGCAGCAGAUCCGGCAAGCUGGUCGCCGGUCAUGGUUCAAGAAAGGCAGCAAGAAGGAGCAGCACUGA
Molecule: messenger RNA, 2109 nt
Organism: Miscanthus lutarioriparius
Lineage: Eukaryota; Viridiplantae; Streptophyta; Magnoliopsida; Poales; Poaceae
Source: the annotation of a GenBank genome assembly